AUGAAACUCAACACCCUCUGUCUCCUCACCCUCGCCCUCAGCUCCUUAGAACCCACCUCAGCCUACCCAGGCCUAGCCCAAGCCCUCACCAACCUCCCCACGCUCCCAAAACGCCAAACAGUCACCCUCCUCGCCGACCUCCAAACCCUCCCGGACACCGCCCUCUCCCCAGCCGGCCUCACCAUCAAGAACAUCCUCCUCCACAACCGCGCCGCCACCUCUCCGCAAGACCUCACCACCGUCUACACCCCGCCCGGCCCGCUCGACAGCGCCGCCUGCCGCGCCUCCACCUGCUGCGUCUGGAAGCACGUGGCCGACACCAUGGCCGCCGCCUUCCUCAACCCGUCCACCAGCCACUGCAACUCCCUCGCGCGCCAGGCCGUGCGCCUCGGCUUCCACGACGCCGGCACCUGGUCCCAGUCCGGCGGCAGCGGCGGCGGCGGCGGCGCGGACGGCUCCAUCAUCCUCGCCCCCGCCGAACUAGAACGAACCGAGAACCGCGGCUUCGUCGACGGGAUCGCGCCGCAGAUGCGCGCGUGGUACGACAGCUGGCACGAUGCCUACGGCGUCGGCAUGGCCGACCUGGUGCAGAUGGGCGCGACGGUGGCGAGCGCGGCGUGUCCGCUGGGCCCGCGCGUGCGCGCCUUCGUGGGGCGGAAUGAUAGUGCCGUAGCCGCGCCCGAGGGCCGGCUGCCGCCGCCGGAGAGCCGCGAUGCGGAGGCGUUGGUGGCGCUGUUUGCGGAUAAGACGAUUGGGGUGCGGGAGCUGGUCGCGUUGGUGGGUGCGCAUACCGCGAGUCGGCAGCGGUUUGUGGAUGAGGUGCUGUCGGGCCUGCCGCAGGAUAGUACGCCCGGGGUGUGGGAUGCCGUGUUUUAUAAUGAGACGGCGAGUGAGGACCCGCCGCUGGGGGUGUUUCGGCUGCCGAGUGACCAGGCGCUGUCGCGGUACCCGGCGACGCAGGAGUCUUGGAAGGUGUUUGCGGAUUCGGUGGGUGGGCAGACUGUGUGGAAUGAUGACUAUGCCGCCGCCUAUGUCCGUCUGAGUGUGCUCGGGGUUGAACAUAUCAAUGAUCUAACAGAGUGUACGGGUGUGCUUCCGCUACAUUCCGCCUGA
Messenger RNA from Chaetomium fimeti, 1113 nucleotides. RefSeq names its product heme peroxidase. Gene Ontology annotation, biological process: hydrogen peroxide catabolic process; cellular response to oxidative stress; response to reactive oxygen species. Bases 1 to 1113 code for a protein of 370 amino acids. Gene Ontology annotation, molecular function: peroxidase activity; heme binding. Lineage: Eukaryota; Fungi; Ascomycota; Sordariomycetes; Sordariales; Chaetomiaceae. The record is from RefSeq and is a predicted model, not a curated record. The transcript has 2 exons.